AAGUCUUUUUUUGUUACUGAUUCGAUAUCAAAUUGAUACCUUAUCGUGUUAUUGAUAAAAAAAAAUAACCGGUCACGCAUCGUAUAUAAUAAGCAAAUAAGUGACACUGGAAAAGGUCAAAAAUUAAAUAUCGAUUCUAAUUUUAAAGAAAAAUGGUUGUCACUACUGGCAUAAUUGUCGUUGCCAUUGUUUGGUUGGGCAAUAAAAUUUAUCGUUGGAUUUACGAAGGCUACGAUUUAUUUGAAAAUCUUGGGAUAAAAUUCAUCAAACCGGCUCCCAUUUUGGGUUCAAAUUGGCGACUUUUUUUUCGCAAAACUACAUUGCGAGAAACAAUUCUAAACGCCUACAAUGCUUAUCCGGAUGCCUCGAUUGUCGGUUUAUUCGACAUGAAACAGCCUAUUUUUAUGAUUCGAGACCCAGAAAUUGUGAAACAAAUUACUGUUAAAGAUUUCGAUCAUUUUGGUGAUCAUCGUUCUGUUCUGGAUGAGAAAAAAGAACCGUUAUUCGGAAAUAGUUUGGUCAACUUGAAAGGUCAGAAAUGGCGCGAAAUGCGAGCGACAUUGAGUCCAAUAUUCACGGGCAGCAAAAUGCGCCAAAUGUUUGAGCUGGUAUCGGAGAUCGGAGCUCAAAUUGCGGAAUAUUUCAAAAAUGUCACAGACGAAGAGCGACACUUGGAAUUCAAGGAAAUGUUUUCUAGAUUCACAAACGAUGUAAUUGCCACAGCUGCAUUUGGGAUCGAAGUUGACUCCUUGAAGAACAAACAAAACGAGUUUUUCGUUUCGGCAAAAACAUUGAUGGAUUUUUCGAGUUUCUGGACAAUUUUGCGAUUCAUGUUUCUCUUCAUGUUCCCAAAAGUAGCGAAAUUCUUGGGAAUUCGCUUGGUUCCGGAAUGGAAGACGAAAUUUUUCCAAAGUAUAGUAACAGAAACGAUGGAUUAUCGCGAAAAGGAGGGAAUUGUGAGACCAGAUUUGAUUCAUUUGAUGCUCCAAUUGAAGAAAGGCAUGUUAAAAUUAAACAAUAAUGAAACGAAAGACUCGAACGAUUCCUUUGCUGCUGUCGAAGAAUCAGAGUUAGGUCGCGUGGUUGUUCGUCGUCAAUGGUCCGAUAACGAACUUAUGGCCCAAUGUUUCAUCUUUUUCCUUGCAGGCUUCGAUACAUCAUCAACUGCAAUGUCAUUUUUGGCCUACGAACUUGCCAUCAACAAAGAUAUCCAGGAAAAACUUAUUGCCGAAAUUGACCAAGUGAACGAGGACUUGAAUGGAAAACGUUUAACUUACGAUGCUUUACAAAAAAUGAAAUAUCUCGAUAUGGUACUCACUGAAUCGCUCCGGAUGUGGGCUCCUGCUGAACUUACUGACCGCCUUUGCCUCAAAGACUACAAACUCAAAAAUGAUCAAGGCGUAGAAUUUACAAUGAAAAAGGAUCACGUUGCUUGGAUACCCAUCGGUGGAUUCCAUUAUGAUGCAAAAUACUGGAAAAAUCCCGAGAAAUUCGACCCUGAACGUUUUAGUGAUGAACAUAAGUCAAAUGUCAAUCAAGGUGCCUACAUGCCAUUCGGAGUUGGUCCCCGCAACUGUAUUGGAUCGAGAUUCGCUUUGAUGGAAAUCAAAUGUGCUUUCUACUACUUAUUGCUGAAUUUUACCAUUGAAACUACCGAAAAAACACAAAUUCCCUUGCAACUAGAAAAAGGAUUCGCCCAACGGCCAGAGAAAGGAAUCUGGCUGAAAUUGGAAAAGCGAAACAAAUAAAUUUUAAAAAAUUGUCAAAAAUAAGAAAUUAUGUGUUGCUGAUUAUUGUUCUCAUGAUAAAAUGAAAAUGACGCCAACAAAUUAUUAAUUAGGCAAAUAAAUUUUUAUGUAUUUAUUUUUGUCAUUGAUUUUAUCGAAAAAAUUCAGGGUGAAAAAUAAAAAUUUAAUAUAAAAUGAAAACAUUUUCUGAC
Molecule: messenger RNA, 1939 nt
Organism: Culicoides brevitarsis
Lineage: Eukaryota; Metazoa; Arthropoda; Insecta; Diptera; Ceratopogonidae
Product: cytochrome P450 9e2-like
Exons: 2
Coding region: 153-1748 (531 amino acids)
Molecular function (GO): iron ion binding; heme binding; monooxygenase activity
Source: RefSeq, a predicted model, not a curated record